This is a messenger RNA of Punica granatum (pomegranate), 1559 nucleotides long. Lineage: Eukaryota; Viridiplantae; Streptophyta; Magnoliopsida; Myrtales; Lythraceae. The record is from RefSeq and is a predicted model, not a curated record.
UUUAAGCAUCCAAAGCCAACCAUUGGCCAUAGGCAAGAGAACAUGAAUUUAAUUACUUUGCCUUUUCAAACAUGGAAGAGUGAUGGAGUGGGAGAAGGAUUUGGUGCUUGGGAAUAAGCAUUUCUUCCUCUCUUCUCCCCUUGAUUUCCAUAAAGAACACACUGGUAAUUGUGAUUAGUUGGGAUCAGGUUCCCAAAAUCAAAAUUCCCAUUACCCUUUAUCUAUCAACUUAUUGAUUCCCAAGUUCUCAAUCCUUAUUUUCGCCAUCUCCUCCGAUAAUCUUCGAGAAUAUCUGAAGGUACACACGAUGUAGUGGAUAUAACCAUUUACAUUUCAGAAUUCAUGUUUCCCUCUUCAGUGAUCUCCCAACCUUUCUUUGAUCUUGUGGAAGACGCAGCAGAGCUUCAAGAAAUUCUCAUGGCGUCCAUGGCAGAGCUGUAAGUACCUCCAAGUCCAAGCAGAAGGCACUGCAAGCUGCAGACUCCACCUGUCACAAUAGCUCAUCAAGAACAACUGAAACUGAAGAGCGUACCAGGGUCUGAGUUUGAUCAUUUCUCGACAGACAUGAAUUUCCUCCUCUCCAUCUCCUUCGUGGUCCGAUUCUGCACCGACGAGCAUGAGCCGUCCUGCACCGGGGAAUUGACCGGGCGGUUCUUGCAUUGAUUAGCUCCCGGUACGAAUCAUUCAUCAGGUUUGUCCUGUACAUAUUGGGUUGUUAUUCUUUCUCCUGCGGAUUUAAAUGGCGACGUUACCUUUUGCUCACCGUCCGCAUCGGCUACUGCUCGAUACUGGAUCGAACCCACCACCGGAGGUUCACGGCGACAGGCCACGCGGCCAUUAUGGCAACGAGGCCAGCUUCGACUCGAAUAUGGUGAUCAUCCUCGCAGCACUUCUCUGCGCCUUGAUCUGCGCCCUGGGGUUGAACUCGAUCGUCCGUUGCGCCCUCAGGUGCAGCCGCAGGUUCAGUCUUGAAACCAGUGAUCGAGCCACUGCCCGAAUGACAGCUACGGGGCUGAAGAAGAGUGCCCUCCGCCGCAUCCCCGUGUCAGUGCACCGAACCGGCCUAGGCAUCCCUGCAGCAGCAACCGCGACGGACUGCCCAAUCUGCCUUGGGGAGUUUGAGGAUGGAGAGAAGGUCCGGGUCCUGCCCAGGUGCCACCACAGGUUCCACAUCGGGUGCAUCGACACUUGGCUAGUCUCGCACUCCUCCUGCCCUACCUGCCGCCAAUCCGUCCUCGAGCAUGCCCCGCCACCAAUCGUUUCUGAUGCCACGGUAAACCCGUUAACAGAAAUUCCAGUAACUGCAGAAUCCGAGUUGGGCUGAUGAUCAAGCGUGACAGGUGAUUGAUUGAUCAGUUUUUAUUUGAGAAUCCGAAGGAAUUUUUCACAUAUCUUUCCGGACAAGAUCGUGUAUUAAAACCUUACUGGAACAGUACCAGCAGAGCAAUGUAUAAAUUACGUUUUCAGCUUUCACCUGCAAUGCUGUUGAUGGCAAUGUUGAAUGUCUAUGAGGAUAUCUAUUUCUUCUGGGGAAAAUGUUGAUUGCUUUAUGUCUUCAA